Molecule: messenger RNA, 2553 nt
Organism: Acaromyces ingoldii
Lineage: Eukaryota; Fungi; Basidiomycota; Exobasidiomycetes; Exobasidiales; Cryptobasidiaceae
Product: PFU-domain-containing protein
Exons: 10
Coding region: 28-2451 (807 amino acids)
Biological process (GO): ubiquitin recycling; proteasome-mediated ubiquitin-dependent protein catabolic process
Cellular component (GO): cytoplasm; nucleus
Molecular function (GO): ubiquitin binding
Source: RefSeq, a predicted model, not a curated record
AAGACUCAACACCCGCACUCAAUUGACAUGGUAGCAAGGUUCCAGCUCUCCCAGCAGCUUCAGGGUCACACAGGCGAUGUUCGAAGCCUCUCGGCUCUCCACCUGGGCGACCCGUUGAAGCCCUUACUAUUGUCAGCGUCUCGAGAUGGGACUGGGCGAAUCUGGGCUCGACCAGACCAAUCUAAGGCCAAGAGAGAUAUCGAAGCUAGAAUAAACUUGGAAGGGCAUGCCGGUUUCGUCAACGCAAGCGCCUGGCUCGAUACAGGCAGCCAAGCCUACGCGCUGACCGGAGGCCAAGAUCAUUUGGUCAAUGCCUUUACGCUCCCACUACAAUCUCCGGAUCCUGCUGCCAACUCGUCUCUUACUCCGGACUUCGUCCUGGUGGGACAUGAAGACAAUGUCUGCGCUCUUGAUGCUCUCAGUGGACCCAGGGGCUAUGUCGUUAGCGGGAGCUGGGACAAGACGGCUCGUGUGUGGAAGGAGUGGAAUUGCGUUUCCGUCUUGGGUGAUCACGCACAGGCAGUGUGGGCUGUGAAGGCUAUCGAUGAGGAUUUCGUGUUGACUGCUUCUGCCGACAAGGUGGUCCGGAUGUUCUCGCUCACACACAGCCGCAAAGAUGGCGAGAUGCUGUUGCCAGUGGCCAAGUUCGUUGGCCAUACCGACGCUGUGCGAGGGCUGACCAUGUUGAGCGCGCGGACCUUUGCAAGCUGCGGUAAUGAUGGCAACAUCCACAUCUACAAUCUCCCAAACGUACAAGGCCCGUCUCCUGUCCAAGCAGUCGUGCAACCGUCCCAAGUCCUCUCUGGGCAUACAAGCUUCGUCUAUGCGCUUGACUCACUAAGCUCUGGCGAAAUUGUCAGUUCAGGGGAAGAUCGGAGCGCCCGAGUUUGGAAAGAUGGAGCUCUGCAGCAAACGAUUACCAUUCCGGCAAUUUCGGUCUGGUCUAUCGCUUGUCUAUCAAAUGGAGAUAUUGCCUGUGCCAGCAGCGACAACUUCAUUAGGAUAUUCACUCGCGAGACGCAACGUGUGGCGGACGUCCAGGAGCUACAAGCUUACGAGACUACCGUCUCUUCGCAAGCCCUCAACAAGGCACAGGUUGGUGAUGUCCAAAAGGACUCGCUGCCCGCGCCCGAUGCCCUCUUGCAACCGGGGCGCAAGGAGGGUGAGGUCCGCAUGGUACGCAACGGCGAGCUCGUCGAGGCCCAUCAGUGGAGCUCGGCGGCGAACCAGUGGGAAAAGAUUGGAGAGGUCGUGGGAGGCGUAGGAUCAGGUCAAAAGAAGCUCUACCAAGGAAAGGAGUACGACUACGUCUUCGACGUCGACAUCGCCGAUGGUAUUCCACCCCUGAAGCUGCCAUACAACGCCACCGAGAACCCUUACAACGCAGCGUACAAGUUUCUCGAGCGCAACGAGCUUCCGCUCACAUACGUGGAUCAGGUUGUUGCCUUCAUCGAGAAGAAUACGGAGGCUGUCAAUCUCGGCAGCAACAACGAGUUCGUUGACCCCUACACAGGUGCCUCCAGCUAUCGACCGGGCGCCACAUCAGCGAGUGCGCCUGCAGCUGCCGCACCUCGACCAUCAGCACCCGUUGCACCCCCAAUCUUGCCUCUUGCGCGACCGCUGACGUUCAAACAAUUUAACGAAGCUGGAGCGAAGAGCAAGAUUGACGAACUCAAUGGACAACUCUCUGGAGCAACUGCAUUGACGACCGACGAAAAGGAUGCGAUUUCCACCUUGCUUUCCUCUCUGACUAAGCUCUCGUCUCAGCGAGCCACAGGCCAAUCUCGACUCAACGUCACGCCUCUGGAGACUGCCAUGGCUCGGUGGCCACUCGCUCUAAGAUUCCCUCUGCUGGAUGCUUAUCGCGCGGCUUCAGCGUAUCCAACGACGACACCGACUGAUGAGUGCGCCAAGGCUUCACUGAGAGUCGCUGCUUGGACAGACAGCUGGCCAACGGAUGCAGAGCAGGACAAAACGAAGGGCAUCUUGGCAAUGCUCGCCCUCCGAGCUGUUGCAAACGCUUUCAGUCGGAAGGAAGAGGCAAGUUCUUUGCUAGAGAGUGGUUCACUUAUCGCCGUGGAACUUCGAAAAUCGGGACACUUUGACCGACUCAACAAGAAUGCCCGCACCGCCUACGCCACUGUGGCGUUCAAUUUCUCUGUCCUUGUCGUCUCGGAUCCCUCCAGUGUCAAGCUUGCUGCAUCGACGCUGGACCUCGUUAUCGGAAUUCUGAAAGCGGAGAACGACCCGAAACGAAGAGACGGCGAGGUUUUCUAUCGAGCUCUGGUGGCACUCGGAAAUUUGCUCGUUUCCAAGUCCGCCGGUUCACUCUCUGUCGGAUCCAUCGCCGACGCUGUAGGAGCGAGUCAGGCAGCUGUAUCAUCAGAAGAAAGGAUCCGCAACAUCCAGCGAGAGGUUGCAGAGAAGGACACUGCAGUAAGAGGAAUUUAAGCUCCGGCAGCAUGGUAUACAAUGAUUAUGCACGCCCUGUCUUGUUUACUUCUACAAGCUUGUCGCAAUGAAAUGUCCGGGACAGUGAAUCCCCUGACUUCU